GAAAGAAGAAAGAUGUGAACCAGAAAGAGAAAUAAAAAGCAGAAGGGAAGGCUUCUGUCGCCAUUAUCUCUCUCUCUCUCUCCCUCUCGGUGUGAAAGCAUUGAAUCUCUCUGUCUCUCCAUUUCAUAACUGAUUUUGCGGCGUCUUGCAGUUUAUUUCCGGAGUCUGUAAUUGAUCGUGAUGCCCGAGUGCUGCUUCCAUUUCCCUGCGCAAUCCAAACAGGUAGGCAGCUGUUCUGCUGAGAUGGAGGCUCACUUCAGCAAACAUUCUGUGCAAGAGAUUACAUGUUAGAUUCCGUGGAACCCGUCGGUCUCGACUAUGGCAACUACUGGCUUGGGUCAUGGAGGAGCAGGGAGUUCGAGAAGCACCGAAGGCUUCCCGAAUUUGUCCACUUCAGUAGACUGGUUGGGAAGAGAAAUGAUUGAGCUGAGGUUGAGGGACAGAGUGGACAUUGAUGAUGAUAAAGAUAGCGAACCAGAUAUAAUCGAUGGUGUGGGCGCAGAAACAGGUCACAUAAUUAGAACCACUAUUGGUGGUAGAAAUGGCCAACCCAAGAAGACUGUGAGCUACAUAGCAGAACAUGUGGUAGGAACGGGAUCUUUUGGUGUCGUUUUCCAAGCAAAGUGUAGAGAGACCGGAGAAAUUGUGGCAAUUAAGAAGGUUCUUCAAGAUAAGCGCUACAAGAAUAGGGAGUUGCAGAUUAUGCAAAUGUUGGACCACCCAAAUAUCAUUGCUCUCAAGCAUUCAUUCUUCUCAACAACAGACAACGAAGAGCUAUAUCUCAAUCUUGUCCUUGAGUAUGUUCCUGAAACUCUUAAUCGAAUUGCUAGGCAGUACAACAGAAUGAACCAGCGUGUACCAUUAAUAUAUGUCAAGCUAUACACCUACCAGAUAUGCAGGGCGCUGGCUUAUAUUCACAACUGUAUUGGUCUAUGUCAUCGCGACAUCAAGCCUCAGAACUUGCUGGUGAACCCACAUACACAUCAGCUGAAACUGUGUGAUUUUGGAAGUGCAAAAGUUUUGGUGAAAGGGGAACCCAAUGUAUCCUAUAUCUGCUCAAGAUAUUAUCGGGCUCCCGAGCUUAUAUUUGGUGCCAAUGAAUACACUACAUCUAUUGAUAUUUGGUCCACAGGUUGUGUCAUGGCCGAACUGCUUCUUGGACAGCCUUUGUUUCCUGGAGAGAGUGGGGUUGAUCAAUUAGUGGAGAUUAUAAAGGUCUUAGGAACACCAACCAGAGAGGAGAUCAAAUGCAUGAACCCAAACUAUACUGAAUUUAAAUUUCCACAGAUAAAACCCCACCCAUGGCACAAGGUUUUUCAAAAACGUUUGCCACCAGAAGCAGUUGACUUGAUUUCUCGAUUCUUCCAGUACUCCCCACAUUUGAGAUGCACUGCUUUGGAGGCUUGUGUUCAUCCUUUCUUUGACGAGUUGAGGAACCUGGAUACCCGUUUGCCUAAUGGUCGUCCCCUUCCACCUCUCUUCAAUUUUAAACCUCAAGAGCUCACUGGCAUCCCUCCUGAAACUCUUCAUCGUCUGAUUCCAGAACAUGCUCGGAGGCAGAACUUGUUCAUGGCCUUACGGUCCUAAUUUCACGUUUGGAAUAUCUCCUCUGCGGUUUGUAUGUAAAAUGUGUUUUCCAAACCAAAAUUUUCUUGGAAGCUCUGAAACAGCCCCCACAAAUGUUUUGGCAGGCAGAGUUUUGUUCAUUUUGUAGGUGCGCCGAUAGCCAAGAGAAGCCGGUUUGGUUAGUUGUAGUCUGUGUGCUUUAUUACAGUGUGUGUUUUUUUUCGUUUGUGGUUUUGUUUUUGCGCAUUGCAAGCCGCAUGAUGUUUGUAUAUUAUUGUAUUGUUCAAGAACACAGUUGUUGUCAACGAAAUUGUAAAGAAGAUUGGAUAAAAAGUUUGCAGGAGCUGCUUAUGCAUGAAUGAAAGAUGCAUGUUUUU
This is a messenger RNA of Cuscuta campestris, 1943 nucleotides long. NCBI's taxonomy places the organism in Eukaryota, Viridiplantae, Streptophyta, Magnoliopsida, Solanales, Convolvulaceae. The record is from the annotation of a GenBank genome assembly.